UUUUUUACGCGCUAAAGAUGGCGAAUUCGGUUUUCUUCUCUGCUUAGUCAAUCGCGUCGGACCAGAGCUGCGGAAAGAGAGAAGGAAGAACGAAAUAACCGAAAGAACCCCCCCCUGACAUUCGCUUCCUUUCCUCUCCUUCUUUUUGACUUUCUUGUGAUCUUCGGAAUCCCUGCCACCCCCCGCAUCUCCCCUGCUUUUUCCCCGUUCACACACUCCGCUCGAGCUCAGCCGUCCGCCCCCCCCAUCUCCUCCGUCCUCCCCAGCGCGCGCAUACCCGACAGUCCUCGCGAUCUCGCGGUUCCUGGGUUCCUCUCCGUUUCGAAUCGCGCGAGGUUUUCGUGGAGGUUGGGGUUUCCUCUUUCGUCGCCGCGCCGGGCCGAGCGUGGGGGGGUGGGUCGCUUCAGUAGGUGAUUCGAGCUUCUUCCGUUCUUGUUGCCAUCUUGCCUUUUUUUUGUUCUGACGAACGGACUGUCGUUUUGAGUUGGUGGAGAGGUUCGUGGGGACAAACGGUCCGCCGCCGCCGCCGAUUCUUUUGAUGCCUGUGAUCGCCGGCGAGUUCGGGCGAAUCAAGUUGCCGUCCGGGUUUGUGUAGCGUCUCCUAGGCUUGGUUGGUCGUGUCGAGACUGUUGGGGAGGGAGUGAUUGCUGACGACUGGUCUUUGGAGAAAUGGAAUAUGAGAAUGGACUGUCUUCGCCGUCGUCUUACUUGUCGAACGGGUCUACAGAUCACGACGCGGCGGUUCCCGUCAUGAAUCCGGAGUCGGGCUAUAACCCUGAUCUUCUGAGCUUGACCAAGCUCAGCGAUAGUCUCGACAAGCUGCUGUGUGAUGACGAUUACGGCUACACUGACGCGGUGAUAGUGGUCGAGGGCGUCCCUGUGGGAGUCCACAGGUGCUUGUUGGCGGCUCGGAGCCAGUUUCUUCACGAGUUUUUCAAGCAGGGAGGCGGCGACAAUGCAAGGGAAGGAAAGCCGAGGUAUCCCAUUUCGGACUUAGUGAAAAAGGGUCAUGUUGGAUGUGAGGCUUUUAAAUAUGUGUUGAGAUACAUGUACACGGGGAAGCUCAAGCUAUUUCCAGCGGAGGUGUCGACAUGCGUGGACAGCAGUUGCGCACAUGACGUGUGCGGCCCUGCUAUUAAUUAUGCCGUGGAGUUGAUGUAUGCCUCGGCCACUUUUGAGAUAGCAGAGUUAGUGAUGCUUGUUCAGCGUCGUCUUUUACACUUUAUUGGGAAGGCCGCGGUUGAAGAUGUUAUCCCCAUACUUAAGGUUGCUUUCAACUUCCGGUUGAAGGAGCUUCUCCCAUCCUGCUUCGAAACAGUCGCCAGAUCUUAUAUGGACAGUAUUGUGUUAGAAAAGGAGCUUCCUCACGAGAUUUAUGCUGAAAUAAAAGUGCAACGUGACAGAUUUGGUGAGGCUGGUGAACCAAUGGUAACCGAAGUGAAUCCCUCGCUGGAAAAGAGUAUCAAGCAGAUCCACAAAGCUUUGGACAAUGAUGACGUCGAAUUGGUCAGGCGUCUCCUAAAUGAAUCGGUUGUCACUCUAGAUGAUGCUUAUGCUCUUCACUAUGCCACUGCUUACUGUCAUCCCAAGAUUUUCAAGGAGGUGCUUGGUCUAGGAUUGGCAGACCUUAACCUCAAGGACUCUCGGGGAUACACAGUACUUCAUGUGGCUGCAAGGCGAAAGGCACCGUCUAUUUUAUUGCCUCUGCUGUAUAAGGGUGCCUGUGCAAUGGAAAGCACAUCAGAUGGUCAAACAGCUGUUACAAUUUGUCGGAGAUCGACGAGGCCCAAGGAUUAUUUCCAGGAGACAAAACAAGGGCAGGAAUCUAACAAAGACCGAAUAUGCAUUGAUGCCCUUGAAAGGGAGAUGCAACGUCGUAUUUCGGAGGCUGGGUACAUGUCGAUAUCACCAGAUGCAAUAACUGAUGACAUUUACAGGCUUGACUACCUGGUUGGCAGAGUAAAAUUUGCAGCGAUGUUUUUUCCUGCUGAAGCCAAGAUAGCUAUGGAGAUUGCAGAUGCAGAGUGGACCUCAUUGUAUAAAGGUUUAGCAUCAAAAAGCUUGAAUGUAGACUUCAAGGAGGUUGAUUUGAACGAAGGCCCUGCUUUCCUUGCAAACGGACUUCAAGCACUGCGUAAAACAGUGGAAAUGGGCCGCCGCUAUUUCCCUCAUUGCUCAGAAGUUCUAGACAAAUUUCUGGACGAGGCUCCCGAUGAUUUCUUCCUUGAUCAGGGCACAUCUGAAGAGAAGACAAGUAAAAAGAUGCGUUUCAUGGAACUUAAGGAAGAGUUCCAGAAGGCCAUUAGCAAGGACAUGGCAGAGAACAAGAAAUCAGGUCGGUUUCCUGCCUCGUCAUCCUCAUGUUCUCCAAGACAAAGGAUGAAGAAAAAGUGAACUCCUCUCACCGGUACAUCUUCAGAAUUUGUAAGAAUCUGAGUGGAGAGAGAGCAUCCAUCUGGAAGGACAGAAGUCUUCCCCUGUGUGGUAACACAAUAACUCUCAACUUACCUCGCAAUAAAGCGCGUGCCCUGUAAAUUAUGUAGGAUAUAUCAAUGACUAUGGAAAAGAAAUAGUGAUUCUAGCCAUUGUCCUCGCAUGAACUAAACUACAUCAGAAAAGGAUGUAGUAGUCCACGUCCUCCAUGGAUUGGCAUUUCCAGAUGUGUUGUUACUUGUAAGAAAGAAUUUGACCUAUGUUUUGUACUAAUAAGUACUGUCCUGCCGAGUUGUAGAUAAAUCAUAUGGAGCUUUGAUCAUGAAACUGGUGAUUUGAUACGCGAUGCUGGUAUUUCCCUGA
Eucalyptus grandis is the source of this 2796-nucleotide messenger RNA. RefSeq names its product BTB/POZ domain and ankyrin repeat-containing protein NPR1. Gene Ontology annotation, cellular component: nucleus. Bases 670 to 2394 code for a protein of 574 amino acids. The transcript has 4 exons. The record is from RefSeq and is a predicted model, not a curated record. Gene Ontology annotation, molecular function: protein binding. Lineage: Eukaryota; Viridiplantae; Streptophyta; Magnoliopsida; Myrtales; Myrtaceae. Gene Ontology annotation, biological process: systemic acquired resistance, salicylic acid mediated signaling pathway; regulation of salicylic acid mediated signaling pathway; regulation of jasmonic acid mediated signaling pathway.